AUGUCUAUUGAAUUCGCUAAUUUAACUACUGUUAGUUGUCAAAGAUUCAAAUGCUCCGGUCGUGGUCUUAUAUUACCGUUCGGUAUUGAAGCAUGUAUGUCAAUACAGUUGCGAGCAGUGCUUUAUUUUCUAUUUUUACUUUAUCUUUUCCUUGGUAUUGCUAUUAUUGCUGAUGUAUUUAUGUCAGCAAUUCAAACAAUAACAGAAAGAAAACAAAAAAUAAAAUAUCCAAAUCCAGAACAUAAAGAUAAAUAUUUAACUAUUGAAGUUCCAAUAUGGAAUGCUACAGUUGCUAAUUUAACAUUAAUGGCACUUGGUUCAAGUUCACCAGAAAUUCUUUUAUCAAUUAUUGAAAUUGUUGGAAAUCGUUUUGAAGCAGGCGAACUUGGACCUGGAACGAUUGUCGGUUCUGCUGCUUACAAUCUUUUAAUGAUCUCUGCUUUAUGUAUCGCAUCAAUAAAAGCUCCUGAUACAAGAAGGAUAGAAUUAUAUAAUGUUUUUAUGGUCACAUCAUUUUUUGGUUUCUUUGCAUACAUAUGGAUGUUCAUUGUUUUAUCAGUUAUAUCAAAAGAUGUUGUUGAUCUUUGGGAAGCUGUCAUUACAUUUCUUAUGUUUCCGCUGGUUGUUAUAUUAGCUUAUCUGGCUGAAAAGAAUUUUUUUGCUUCAAAAAAAAUUGACAUGGAAGAAGAAGAAAAAAAACUUAUAUUAAAACCACCUGAAGUAGAUGCAACUGGUAGUCCACGUAAUUUUCGUCGAGAUGAACUUCUUCAAUUUUUACGUGAUCUUGGUCAAGCUUCAAGUUUAUCAUUAGAAGAUAAAGCACAAUUAUUUGCAGCUAAAUUAACUGAAACUAUGCCUCGAUCACGUAUGCAAUAUCGAAUAGAAGGUGCAAGAAUGCUUACUGGUGGUAAAUCUUUAUUUAUCAAUUUACCUGAGAAACUUCAAGAGAUAUAUAACACAUUGGAACGACAAAAUUCAAUCGAGAAUGAACAAAAACCACGAAUAUUAGAAGAAAUUGAACAAAUACCAACAAUUGAAUUUACUGCUACGGCAUAUGCUCUUAUGGAAAAUGAACAAAGAAUUGAUGUUAUAGUUAAACGAACUGGUCCGAUUAAUGUAUAUCAACGAGCUAUCAAACAGCAGCCAUUUGAUGGAAAUAUUUCGCCUGACCAUCAAUCUGAGAGUCGAAAAGGAGCAUUAUCAAGACUUGAUAUUGAUGAGGAUCCACAAAUGGCUAUACUUGAGUUUGCUUCAUCCAGCUAUGCUGUACUUGAACGCGAACAGCGUGUAACUGUUGAAGUCGUCAGAUACGGUUUUGCUAAUUCUGUCGUUCAUUUUCGACUUGAUACAAUUGAUGGUACAGCAACAGCUGGUGAAGAUUAUAUUAAAUUAUCUGAAGAAUUUAAAAUGGAACCUGGUCAACAAGAGAAAAAAAUAACGAUUAAUGUUAUUGAUGAUAAUCAAUGGGAACCAGAUGAAACAUUUUUUGUUAAAUUAUCAAUACCAGAUGGUGAAGAAACUCAUACAAAAUUAGGUUCAAAAACCGUUGCACUUGUUACCAUUAUUAAUGACGAUGAACCUGGUUUUCUUGAAUUCGAAGAGGCAAUUGUUUUAGUUAAAGAAAGUGUUGGAAAAGCAGAAAUAAAAGUUGUACGUGUUAAUGGUGCCGAUGGACGAGUUACUAUUCAUUAUCGAACAGAAGAUAUGGAUGCUAAAGCACCAAAAGAUUACGAACGUGUUGACAGUGAAUUAAUAUUUGAACAUGGCGAAAUAUCAAAAGUUAUAUCUAUACCAAUUAUAAAUGAUCUUGAAGUUGAAAAAGAUGAAAGUUUUGCUGUUGAAUUAUAUAAUCCAACAGGUGGUGCACAAAUAGGAAAACAUGGAAAAACAGUUAUAACAAUUAUAAAUGAUGAUGAUUAUAAAACAAUAGCAAAUAAAUUAGCAUCACUUGUUCAAAUUGAUCUUGAUCAAUUAAGUGUAACAAAAACAACAUGGGGACAAAGAUUUUAUCAAGCUAUGAAUGUUAAUGGUGGUGAUUUAGCAAAUGCAACAUUUGGUAGUUAUAUUGGUCAUUCAUUAUCAUUUUUUUGGAAAGUUCUCUUUGCAUUUGUACCACCAACAUCAAUAGCUGGUGGUUGGUUAACAUUUUUUAUUUCACUUGUUUUUAUUGCUAUACUUACGGCUAUUGUUGGUGAUGUUGCGGCUAUAUUUGGUUGUCUUGUUGGUUUAAAAGAUAGUAUAACAGCUAUAUCAUUUGUUGCACUUGGUACAUCAUUACCUGAUACAUUUGCAUCAAUGAUUGCAGCAAAAACAUCUAGGACAGCUGAUGAUGCUAUUGGAAAUGUUACAGGUUCGAAUAGUGUUAAUGUAUUUCUUGGUCUUGGUCUACCUUGGCUUGUUGCUGCUAUUUAUUGGGAGUCGAAAAAUCUUCCAUUUACGGUUAAAGCAGGCGAUUUAUCAUUCAGUGUCCUCGUGUUUUCUGUUUGUUGUAUUAUUUGUAUGACCGUACUGAUACUUCGUCGAUAUUUGGGAUUUUUUGGCAAAGCAGAAUUAGGUGGACCAACAAUACCUAAAUAUAUAUGUUCUAUCUUUUUCGUACUUCUUUGGGUUGGUUAUUUAACAUUAUCAGGCCUUCAAGCAUAUGGACAUAUUAAAUGGCAAAGUUAA
Molecule: messenger RNA, 2667 nt
Organism: Rotaria sp. Silwood2
Lineage: Eukaryota; Metazoa; Rotifera; Eurotatoria; Philodinida; Philodinidae
Source: the annotation of a GenBank genome assembly